Messenger RNA from [Candida] anglica, 1815 nucleotides. The record is from the annotation of a GenBank genome assembly. Lineage: Eukaryota; Fungi; Ascomycota; Pichiomycetes; Serinales; Debaryomycetaceae.
AUGGCUCUUUCGACCAGCUCUAGAUCUAGAAAUGUAUCAUCUGAAGGGUCCGGCCAGGCGGCCAGGUCUAAAUCUGGGUCUCGUUCUGGUCUAAACUUAAAGUCUCAGAAGCAAACAAAUCCAGUAGGAUCUGUUUCAGGCUCAAUUAGAAGUCAAACUGAUGGUGAAAGUAUCUAUUCAUUUGAGCUGGUGAGUACCAAUGGACGCCUUUUAGAUCGGUUAGGAAUAGAAAGUGAUUAUACGUACGAUGAUGGAGAUGAAGACGAAGAAGGUACCGAUUGGAACCGCCGAGCAAGUACUUACUCGGUACAGUCUACAGGUAGACUUUUAGACCGUCUUGGCCUUGAAGAUGAUAAAACAAAUUCAUCUGGCCUGUCUCUUCAUCAACAAUUACAACAAAUUGGAAGAAGAGUUUCGCAUUUAGGGACCCAAAGGAAUAAACCGAUGACCGCUGCGUCGAGAGUAGGUGUUCAAAGGGCUCCAUCUGCGCCUCUUCUGUCAACAACUAGAUAUGGAGCACCAACACAAACACAACCUCAACAGAAACACUUCACACCACCACAAUCAUCUGAAUACAACGUUGGACAAGUCUCCGGUAACACAGUAGCUGCAACCGAUAACCAGUCGAUCUGGUCACUUCAUGCAGACAUGGCUUCAUUAGAGUCAGUGGCCACAAUCUCACAAAUAGUAUCGAUUCAUUCCAAUGAAUCAAAUUGGUCUUCAGGGACCAGUGGUAGCAGUGAAGCUAGUGCACAUACCAUACAUGGAAUAACCACCCCUACUCCGCCUGAAACUCCAAAGGGACAUCGUAAGACAAACUCUCUCCCAGAACCAGAUUUAGAUGAAUUGGCCUUCGACGCAUCGGAAGAUGGAAAACAUAUCGAAAAUGAAGAUGAAGAUGACGAGGACGAGUUUCGAUUCACAUCUGCAUCUACAUCUCCAAUCCCCAACUCCCCUGUGCAAGUAUCUUCCCAAACUCAUUCUCGGACUCCUUCGAACCCACCCCCUCCAUUACCAUACCAUCUGCCCUCGUCUUUCAAUUCAGGUCACUUACCCACCACGUCACCAACUCCCCGCAGAAUUUUAUCUGAACCAAUAACCUCACCUAACAAGUUCCCGAAGCAGGAUAUGUCUCCACCAGCACGAACUGCGCUAGCUAUCCAACUCAGACAAAAUGGUAAUCAUCGAGAGGCCCUGUAUCAGCUUCAACUUGCCGCCAACACACCUAACAAUUAUCCACAUGCUAUGUUCUUGUAUGCAAUGGCAUUACGAUUUGGUCAAGGUGUACGUUUAAAUGAAUCUAACUCACUUAAAUGGCUUAUGCGAUGUCUUCUAGUUAGUCAAAAUGAUGCAAAUGAUGCCUAUGCGGCCAAAUUAGCCAACGUUCUGCCCGAGGAUAUGAUAUUGGUGAUGAACCGUUCACUUCAAGCUGAAGAUGAGGUUGAUCCUGGGAAUCUCUAUGAAUACUACUCGAAACUCCCAGCGCCACAAUUAGGCAAAAUUGUAGCUACUAUCAAGGCCAAUCAAAAUAUUGGAGCAUCCGCCUUUCACGAAGUUGGAAAUUGUUUAAUUAACGGCUGGGGACUUCCAAAUAAGGAUGAGAUGCUUGGGAUGACGUACUUGGCAAAGGCGGCUUCCAUGGGGAGUUUCGUCUCUAUGGCGCAAUUGGGGGAACUUUGGAGUUCAAAGUCUAAACAUCAUAAAAAGGACUACUUCAAAGCAUCAGCAUGGCUCAGACUUAGUGAGUUAUUUGGUCAAAAAUCCAUUGGGAAUAGUUGGAUCUACAAGGACAAAUACAUGUAUCAUAAAAAGUAG